AGACCAGAUUGGAGGUGGUACGGUGAAAUGCUGUUUAACCUGGAAAAACUGUUUAGGCUGUUGGAUGAAAGCAAGUGGUUAAAAAUGAACAAACUACGGCAGAGCUUCAGACGUAAGAAGGACAUCUAUGUUCCAGAGUCAAGUCGACCACAUCAGUGGCAGACUGACGAAGAAGCAGUCCGCAGUGGCAAAUGUAGUUUCCAGGUCAAGUAUUUAGGCCACGUGGAGGUAGAUGAAUCUCGAGGGAUGCACAUCUGUGAGGAAGCUGUAAAGAGACUGAAAUCUGAAAGGAAGUUCUUCAAAGCCCUGUUUGGAAAAACUGGAAAGAAGCCAGUUAAAGCUGUGUUGUGGGUGUCAGCAGAUGGACUACGAGUGGUGGAUGAGAAAACGAAGGAUCUUAUUGUUGACCAAACUAUAGAGAAGGUAUCCUUCUGUGCCCCUGACCGAAACUUUGACAAGGCCUUCUCAUACAUUUGUCGAGAUGGUACAACGAGGCGUUGGAUCUGUCACUGCUUCUUGGCCAUAAGAGAUUCAGGGGAGCGGUUAAGCCAUGCUGUGGGCUGUGCUUUUGCAGCUUGCUUGGAGAGGAAGCAGAAGCGUGAGAAAGAGUGUGGUGUUACCGCCACGUUCGAUGCCAAUCGAACCACAUUCACCAGGGAAGGCUCCUUCAGGGUCAUCACAGCUACUGAACAAGCAGAGCGAGAAGAAAUCAUGAAGCAAAUGCAAGACUCCAAGAAAGGUGAAGCAGAGCGAGCUAUUGUCGUCUCCACGUCUGUUGCGUUACCUGCAACUCCAACAGCUUCACCACCUGCCCCGCCCCCAGUGACAGAAAGCAAGGAAUGUAGCAACAUACAUGCCAUUCCAAGAAGACAUGCACCAGUAGAGCAACUCGCCAGGCAAGGCUCUUUCCGAGGAUUCCCAGUUCUGAGCCAGACAACGUCCCCAUUCAAGAGGCAAAUGUCCCUUCGAAUCAAUGAAUUGCCUUCAACCAUGCAGCGGAAGACAGAUUUCCAAAUUAAAAACACAGUGCCUGAAAUGGAAGGUGAGACUGCAGGUGAAGCGGACAGUAUAAGCUCCUUGUGCUCUCAGAUAACACAUGCGUUCAGUGAUCAAGUGGAAGAUCCAUUCUCUUCUGCCCCAAUGUCAAAACCUACGAUUGGUUCAGCUCCUCAAGUAGCUGCUUCCCAAGUCAAUGGAGCAAUUUCAGCCUUCCCACUGCCUGUUCCAGCACCUGCAGCACCUGCUAUGUCUCCCACAGUAAUGCCAGUGCGUGACACAAACCCUUGGGCCCAGCUCCCUACAGCAUCUAGCGCAGGAACUACAAUUGCUGCAAGCACAGAUUGGGGAUCAACUGCUCCGGUGACGGCCCAAUUUCAGCCUGGUCACAAUCGCACACCUUCGGAAGCUGACCGCUGGCUUGAGGAAGUAUCAAAAAGUGUCCGCGUGCUACCAUCUUCACAGCCACAGCCAUCAGUGGUUGUGCCACCAGCCCCACUAUCCUUUAAGGCCAACACCUUUGUUAGCCCACAUGCGGCACCAGCUGGUGCACAGCCUCAGAUGCAACCUACGUUUGUUUCUGCUCAGCCGUAUAAUCUCGGGGUCACCAAUGGGGCACCGUAUCAAGCUCCAAGUGUGCCUGUGGUUGGAAUCACCCCUUCUCAGAUGGUGGCUAAUGUCUUUGGCACUGCGGGUCAUCCUCCGGUUACUCACACGCAGUCGAAACAAAACAUGUUUCCACAAAUUGAAGGUGGCAUGAUGGGGGUCACUGCAAAUGCUAACCCUUACUUUAAACCUGGCCAGCAAAUCAACGGCUUAGCAGCUUUCAACGGAGCAGAAAGUGACACGUGGACAACAGAAACUAAAAGUGUUCAGAUGGCAGCAGCUGGCAUACCAGGAAUUGAUGCAUUUGAAGCUCAGUGGAAUGCACUGGAAUGUAAAUCAAAGCAACGGGCCACACCUUCUCCAACUAAUCCAUUCUCUAGUGACUUACAGAAAACCUUUGAGAUUGAACUUUGAGCAGGGAUCAGUUUUUUUUUUGUUUUCCUUUGGUGUGUGUGCAAAGUGCUCAGUAUUGAUAAUGGGCAUGACGAACUGCUUCAGCAGUCUCUGAAAACCAUUAGAAACCUGAUGCUAGGCUGGACUGAAACAUCUGGUAAGGUGCAAUGAUCAAAGGGCCAUGUCUGGUGUCUGCCUUGGAAAAGUACUGGUCCUUUUAAUGGUACAAGUGUAGGGGAGCAGCUGCUUGUCUCUAAACUCUUCCUACCUACAGUUGUGUUGUUGUUCUGUGGUGAGGCUGCAGAAUGAUACUGCAGUUCACUAGUGUUGGAUGGAGCUUCCAACUUGGAUAAAUCAAUGCCAAAAUCUUUAUUUUUAUGCAUUAGUAUAUAUAUUUUAAAUAGUUAUGGAAAUUGAGCUGUAAGUAAUCUUGCCAAAGGUAAAACACCGGCUGGUUGUACGAAAUGUAUAUAAAGAAUGGUUUAUUGCUGAUUUGAAUGUAAGUAAUUGGAGUAAAUGUGAUCUUUUAGUUGGACCUUGCCACAGAUCAUUCUGGUGUGAGUAGUACACUUGCUCGAACAGAUGACCAAUUAUAAAUCACUAGUAUGCAGCAGUUAAAUAUUUUUAAGAGUAUUGUUAUGGUCUGCGUAAACCAUGAUCAACCUUUUAUGUUCUGUUGAGCAAGAUUUUAAUUUGUUGUUAUGCUGAAACUUCUCUUUGUUUUCCUUACUAUUUUGAGGUUUGGGGUUUUUAAGACAGUCAGGUUGGAUUGCUGUAAUUGUUGAAAUGGAUUUGCACAAUGUAGUUAAUCUUUGUUGGUAACAAAUUGUAUUCACGUUUCCAACCUCCUUCCUUCCCUUUCUCUGGUGAUCAGUGAGAACCCUCCCACCCCCAUCACUUUCUGGGUAUAGCUGUUCUGCAUCUCACUUGCAAAUUCAGCAGGGUUUUCUUUAGUUUUAUUUUAAUUUUGACUUGUAUGAGCCUUACAAUCACUUGUAAUAAAGAAAUAAAUUUAUACUGGAGAUUUAUAAUCUUUAACAGAAAUAAAUGGUGGUUAGAGAAUGGA
This is a messenger RNA of Chiloscyllium plagiosum (whitespotted bambooshark), 3061 nucleotides long. Lineage: Eukaryota; Metazoa; Chordata; Chondrichthyes; Orectolobiformes; Hemiscylliidae. The record is from RefSeq and is a predicted model, not a curated record.